GUGGGUUGAAGCAAUUUUAGCCACCAUUGACCAGUGUGCGAUUCACCAGUGUGCGUGUGUAUCCAAACGGUGUAUUUUGUUAUCGUUGAACAGACAACGCUUCCAGAUUUAACGUGCAGCAGGGAUACCUUUACCUGUCCACCUUGCAAUAAUGGAGAUGGUUUGGCUCUUUGCGGCGAUAUGGUUCACCGCCAAUAUGAUAUCGACCAUCUCUUCGAAGGCUGCCAUGUUAGACGCUGCAGUCCGUGGAACUAGUCACACCCUGACAGACUGGACACCAGCGUUCGAAGAACUACUGUGGCUCGAUCUGACCGUUCUUCAGCAUUUAACCGGAUCCAUCGCGGCCAGCUUCUGGGUAAUUGUCAUUCAACGCAAGUCCAUCUUCGCUGGCCUGACGAUUACGAGCACUCAGUACAUGCUUAUUGCAGCUGCUGGGAACGCUCUGGGAAACAUGGCGACGAAUGCUUCUUUUGCAGCGGUUAGCUCAAGCAUUACUCAAGUCAUUAAGUCAUGCGAACCUAUUGUUACCUUGGCACUGACGUUGCUCCUGUACAGACAAGGUAAAGAGUUGAUUUCCUCUCUAUGGGUCUCGGUCAUUGUCAUGGUUAUUGGAUCAUGUAUGUUCAUAUCAAGCCAGUCAUCGUUUAAUAUGUGGGGGAUAGGAGCUGCGGCAAUUUCAAACAUAGCCUUCCCAGUUCGUAACAUCUACCUGAAGAAGUCUAAUUUAUCUGCACAUCAGGAGCCUCUUCAACAAUUUGCGGCAAUUUCUAUCUACAGUGUUAUUAUUCUUAUUCCAUGGGUAGGGGUUAAAUAUUUAUUCUACGCCUUGCCGAGACUUCACCCAGCAGAGAGCAUCAUGUCGAGUAUUUUCCAUUUCAUCUAUAAUGCAGCAUCAAUAACCGUUCUGCAAGCUUUCAACCCAGUCGUCCAUGCCUUACUGAAUCUUUCCAAACGUAUCAUUGUUAUCAUCGCUAAUUUGGUUUAUUUUGCCACACCAGUCUCCUUCCAAAUGGUCACGGGUCUGUUGAUCUUCUUUACUGGGCUUGCUUUUCUGCAGUUGCGUCGUAACCUAAAAUCCACUGAGGCGGGAAACCUCGGUAUUGGGAAAAACAAACAAUCAUCUUUUGUUAAAAAAACAAUUAUUGUUUCUGCCGUCUGUUCUGUAGCAUUUGGAUUAGGUCACAGUUUAAGCAGCAUUAAUUCAGACGGAUAUUUAGGAAUAACUUACCGACAAGAUACAAAGGCAAGUACUAGACUCCGUUCAUCUCAACUCCUUAACAUGACCACAGCUUGGGUAUACGACAAUUCAGUACCAGAGAAUAUUGUGCAAAAUCUAGCAAAUAUCACUGACCGCAAUCGCCAAUACUAUCUUAAUGUCUACUGUGGAACAUCUCGGUGUCUUGAGGCAUUUGGACGUUUUAAGAAGCCGAACAUGAUGGUUAAAUUCCUGGUAUUGACUGACAUCAUGGGGGAAACACCUCUCGAAGAGUGGUUGGCCCGGCAUCCUAUUCAUAAGAUCAUGACAGGUGUUAACUUCGAAGAAUACCUCCACGACUCCGUCAGAUUAGCUCUUCUCUGGAAACACGGAGGCAUCUAUAUCAACCCCUUGGUAUCACUGAAUGAUUUUAAACUACCAGUAAGCAGCGACGCGUGGCUUAGCACUGAUGUGGUCACUACGGAUACGUCUAGGGUCUUGAUGGACCUGUGUUACUUCCCACCUCAACACCCAUUCAUCAUGAAGCUCAUGAAGGCAUUCACUGAUCUGUUUCCUCAUCAAAACAUCCCCAAGACAUCAGAGAGCAAGGCCAAACUUUUGACUUUUGAUUUUCCUGCAAUCGUGAGAAAUAUGCAUAUUUCUUUAAAAGACCAGAUAUCAUGUCCGAGAGUCAUCGAGAUUACAACAGGAAAACUCGCCACGAGUGGCACCAAAGAGUAUCAUUACGGGACGCUCUCGUAUAACAUGCGUGUAAAAAUUACCGGCUCAUCAAACCUUGGGGAUGAAAUGCAGGGUUUCUCAGGUGUUCGUUUCUUGCCUUUUGUCGACAACUUUAUCGAGAGAGAAGACUUACGGAAAUCACAAAGCGGUGGUCAGAUCACGAUGUUCUUGAAUGCAUGGUGGGGCACUCCUAGUACAUAUUGGCCACCGCCAGAAAACAUUGAUCCAAUAAUGGUGUCCAUGCACUUUACUGCCGGGCUUCAAAAUAAAAUUGCACAAGGCAAAGCGUUCUUUGAAACAAAAGCGCCAAUUGGUUCUCGGGAUACAGACACCCUAGCAUUCUUUCAGAAAAACAAGAUAGAUGCGUUCUUUUCUGGCUGCCUCACUAUUCUUACCAAAAACCCAAACACCGGCAAACCAGCAAACGAUAUUUUCAUGGUAGAUGUCAAUUCAAAUUAUUAUAAUUUUCUUCCUGAGGAUGUUAGACAAAAUGCAAAAACACUGUAUCACAAAAUGCAAAAUGUUACAAAGAAUGAUAUGCUUGCGCGUUACCAAGCAGCGCAUAAUUUGCUAGAGUCAUAUUCGCGCGCCAAAUUGGUCAUAACUCAACGUCUUCAUUGCGCUAUGCCUUGCGUUGCUAUGGGUAUUCCGGUUAUAUUUAUUGAUUCUCCAGGAAUGCCUGGAGGAGGAGGUGACUCUAAGAGAGGCACCAGUCGUAUCCAAGGACUUAAGUCGAUGUUCCACACUCUAGAUAUGUAUCAAAUGUCAGAUGAAGAUGCCAAGACGUGGUUAAGUGAGUUCAAGUGGAAUAAUCCUCCUCCCAACCCAGGUGUGAGUGAUGUCAUGAAAUUUCGUGCAACUGACUGGAACAUCAUUCGGAGAAACCAACAUCUUUAUGAUAGCGCUCGCAAAUUUGGUAUGCUACCUCUGUCAAGAUAUAAUAAAGAUGCAUCGAAGCAGCUUUUAUUUCAUGUGUUGCUUGCACGCACAGACGAUGGGUCGACAGUAAAACCAACCUGGUUUGAAAUGAGAUCUGUUGAAUCGAUUCUACGGCAUCAUCCUCUAGCUACAGUUAACGUCUAUAGCAACACCGUACAGCAAAGACAGUUUGACGUCCUGACUGAAAGUGGUUACAAUGUCCAAGUACACAGUUUGAAUCUAACUGACAUGGUAAAACAUAUAGAUUUAGACUCGUCUCUAGCAAACACAUUGUCCAAGAACAGUGCCACACUGGAUCGUGACCUCAUUCCGAUGCUGAUUUUGUACCGCUGGGGUGGGAUAUACAUGAGCCCAGAUAACGUCUUGGUGCGGAGUAUCGACAAGCUGAAACACAACUCCCUACUUUGGAAAAACGAAGGGAAGCAACAGUUGGAGAUGUCAUUCAUGAAAUUUGAGAAGGAGCACGUCUUCGUAAAGACGUCUUUGGUAUCGCUUUUGAAACGGUCAGUCGGGGUUAGUGGAGCACAAACUCUGACUGAAACUUGGCGGAAAGAAAGUGAAAGUAGUCUAAACGUGGAAGUUAUUGAAGCAAAUAACUUUUACGUUUCAUUCGCCACUGAGAAUAAGAAUGAAUGUUUUGACAGCAAAGAUGGCGCUACGUUUGAUGCAAACAUGAAGAAAGUAAAAUCUGAUGUUUUCCUCGUACGAGUUGAAGGCUUCAAGUAUUUGUCUGCAAAGUUAAAAGACGGAACUAUAUGUAAAUAUAUAUACAACUCCUUUUGUGUGUUGUGUAAUGAAAUUUAUUGACAAGGUAAACUUUACAGGAGGAACCAAAAAUCGUUUCAUCGUAAAAUAAGCCUUUUCGAAUCAACAUAAAAUAAUAACAUUUGUUUGUCUAUAUCAAUUGACGGUAUAUUAUUGCCUUUCAUACAAGCAAAAUUAAUAAAGAUUUGUUUUGGGAGUUAAUUUUUUUUAUUAUUUACAACUCGGUUAUUUAGUUUGUUAGGCUCCGCACUGAACAAAAUGGGGUGUUACAAUUUAAUCCACACUACCAUCACUGUUGUAUUAACACCUUUGUAAAACGCUUUUCACACUAGUUUUGUCCGCGGGAACUUUCAGGGAACUGUUGGUAAUUUCCCGGGGAAAAACGUAUUCCCACGAAAUAAUUAACCCUGCUCAGGGGUAGGGUUAUUGGAGUUAACCCUGGGUUGAAACUUGUAUUCCGGGGGAAAAGCGGCUAGUAAAAACAGAAGCAGGUUUAACUCACCCAAACUUCUGCGUCCACUGUGUUGAGACGUCUGCAUGGGCUGACAUGUUUACUACAGCAUAGUGUUCUGAUAACGACCGCGCAUAAUAUUCCAGGGCAAAAGUUGAGUUGGCGGUGAGUUUAUUUCCCAGGACAAUUGCUCUGUAGUGUGAAAAGGGCUUAAUUGUUUAAUUUAAUAGCAUUAUUUUAACACCCUAAUGGUGUACAAUUUGAUUAUUCUGUUAAUAUAACUACACAUGUACAUGUAUACAGGAGAACACCCAUGGUGUUAAUUUAAAAUUCCAUUUGUUUGUUGCAGUGAGGUGAACAUAAUGGCGUACUCUUGUUAUUUUCUUUUACUUGGUAAAGUAGGUUCCUCUCCAAAUAAUCGUCGCAAUUUUGUCUGUAUUUAGUUUGUUAUUUCACGGGGUACUUUUUGUAGGCAAACAAAAUUCAAUGUCAACGGAUUUACAUUAAACUCACACACUGUGAAGAUAAACAUAGUAUCAAGCGUCCCUUUUAAUACUACUUGCUGAGGGGCAGUAGUUUUUGAGAAAUGAGUAAAACAAGUUGAGCAAAUUUUUAAAAAAAAAAAGUAAAUUUUUUGGCAUAAUGUGUAGAAGCUUCAAACUUCACAUCGUUUUUUUAUAUUAUAUCUGCAAUAGCCAAUAGCAUAAUUUAUAUUAAGUCAGUUCCCACGUGCAAGCGCCGAUUGUC
This is a messenger RNA of Asterias rubens (European starfish), 4838 nucleotides long. RefSeq lists its product as uncharacterized. The coding region runs from base 152 to 3682 and encodes 1176 amino acids. Lineage: Eukaryota; Metazoa; Echinodermata; Asteroidea; Forcipulatida; Asteriidae. Gene Ontology annotation, molecular function: antiporter activity. The transcript has 2 exons. Gene Ontology annotation, cellular component: Golgi apparatus. The record is from RefSeq and is a predicted model, not a curated record.